AUGAAGCACUUAUAUCACAAGAUUUCAACAGUUGAUGAUGGAGCUCGGUCAACACCUAUAAUUCAACUUCAAGGAGACGAAAAUAUUUUAGAUUUCCUUUUUGUCAAAACCCCCAAAAUUGACACCAAAAAGCUCAAAAAAAUAUCUCCUAGCCAAACACUGAGCAAGAAAAGCAGUCUAAAAUUAUUAGGCAUAAAUGAAAUCAAUGAUUUUUUUAAAUCUGAUAAAGAAAAAAACCAGCGCUUAAUGACAAGGGAAACUCCAACAAGAGAUGUCUCCCAUUUAAAAGAUAAAAUUUCAUUACCAUCAAUUGAGCCAAAAUUAAUCCAAAGCAUCCUUCCUACAAAUAUAUUUUUAUUUAUAGUAAAUAAUCAUUUUUUUAUUUUUUUAGAAGUGAUUUUUAAAAAAUUUUUUAAAAACAGUUUAAAGAUAUUUUGAAUAAAGCACUUACAGAAAUUGGCAGUAAAUGAAGAAUUGCUAGGAUCAAGCUGCCCAACAAGCCCAGGAUUUCUUACUCCUUUGCCUUGUAGAAAAGAAGAGUGCAACGACUAUACCUUGCAGACUCAACGAAUUAAAAGAUCUCACAGAAAUAAUUCCUGCUCUAUUCCUGAUAUCUAUGAAAACGAAAAACUAGAUUUAGGGAAUCCUGCAGGCCGGCAAGACGUCGAAAAUCUCAAAAAAUGGCUUCAAUUUAUGAAAGAUAAAAUUGUCGGAGUAAACAAAAAUAUCGAGGACAUCAGUAAAUGUUCGCAAAAGGAGCUGUUUUUAAUAUACAAUAUUUGUGCAAAAGAAAUAAUCAGACAAGUUGCUGUACAUUGUGUAGAAAGAGGAGAAAUACUUAAAGAAGUCGUUGAUAUGCUAGUAAAAAUAAAAUUACUGAAAAUUAGCAGAAUGAGGGAAAGUAUAAAGGCAGUCGAGGAAAAUAAAAGAAAAGAGCUAGAAAAUGAACUAAAUAAAAGAAUUAAAAUUACAGAAGAUUAUGAAAAAAAAAUUGAAGAGUUAAAUGAAAUUAUUGUAAAAAAAACAAAUUCAAAGCUAAGAUUAAAAGCAAAGUAUGAUUCAUUGAAGAAGCACAAUGAAAUUUUAAAAAAGCAGACGUUCGAUAUAACAGAAGGAGCAAGACGUGGCAGCUUAUUUAAUUUUGGAACAUUAACGCCUUUAUUAAGCAAAAAUCUGCUUACUCCCCCCGUGAGUGAACAAAACCCACUAUAAAAAUCCCCAAAACCCCCUCCGUGAGCGAAUAAAAAUUGUUUAUGUGAAAAAAUUUUGAAAUAUAAGUGAUAACUAGUAUCAUAAAAUCUCGAGCUAAUUCUGUUUAAUUUAUACAAAUUGCGUUUUAAAACAUAAAUUUUACAAAAUUAAAUUAAUAUUUGCCUUCCAAUUUUCGAGAAAUGGGAUUUUUUUAAAUUCCGAAAAAAUUUUUAUAUAUAAAUUUUUUUAAAAAAAAAAAAUUAACCCGUAAGCCAACAAGAUUUUUUUCGCUGACGGAGGGGGAGUUAGCAGUGCUAAAUCUAAACGAUCAAGUUAUCGAGCUUCAUCAAUAGGAAGUGCGACGUCAGAAGACGAAUGUCGGAGUGCUCUAAUAGAUGAAAGUAAUAUUUCUAGCAUAACAAAUGCUCAAGCUAACACUCCUGCCAUGGAAAUUCAAGUACUUAAAGACCCAAACCUCGAAAAUGAAGGAGAAAAACAGUUUCAAGACGCCUCAUGCCAAUGGAAUGUAUUUGACGUAGAAAAUAUAAGCGAUAACCCAAACCUUGAUUUUCCAAAGCCAGGGCCAGACGGGACUUUUAGCGAUAUUGAAGAAGAAAAAAGCGAAAAUUUAGAAAUAAUUGACGAAAAUGAAGAAUGCGAUUUAGACUUAAUGGAAGAGGAAAAAUUCUAUCAGCUUGGAAUGAAUGAAAAAGACAUAAUGGAAAAUAAUAGUGACAUAGCAGAAAUUAGCGAAAUUAAUGUAGAAAGACCUUUAAUAGAGUCCUGCAUAUCUGAACAAAUAAUCACCAAAAAAGAAUAUGAAGAAGACGAAAGGCAUAAGUCUUACUGCUGCGAAAAUAUAAAGCAUAACGAAACUGAAAAAAAUGAGGAAGAAAGCAAUUCUGAUAUAAAACGAGAUAACAAUUUAUCACGAAUUAUCCAGCAAAAACAGUCAAAAUUAAAUUUUAUCACUUUUUUGAUCAAGAAAAAAAUCAUUAUUCUUAAGAAUUUAAAUAGAGAAAUCACAGAGAAAAAACAGCAGCUGCAGUAUUCUGAUAUGUCUGACCAUGUAUCAAUGGUAUUGGUAAAUGAAAAAAAUAUUUCUGGGCUGCAAUCAAUUUUUAACCAGUCUGGUAGACAAAUUUCAGCUUCAGAAAGAUCAUCAAUUUCAGUGUCAGAGCGAAAUAGCUUUUUAUCAGAAGAGCUUGAUGAGUCUGAGCAGAGUUAUGAUACCUCAUCUAAUCAAGAAGAAGGUAAAAUUGAUGAAUUUCUACAAGGAGAUGAAAAAGUUCCCAUUAAGCGCAGUGAUGCUAUAUCAACAAAACCCAGAGAACGAAAAUUAACUAAAUAUCAUAGAAAGCAUGAAAAUAUUAUUGAUGAAGCCAAACAAAGCUCAGGCAAUCAAAAUUAUUAUAAUCCUUUAGAAACUAAUGAGACUGAAACUCUAAGCACUGGAAGAUUAGGAUUAGGAUUAUUAAAGUCAGCAUUAGCCAUAUUGGUGACGCAGUCACCAAAGACUUCCCGUACGGGAGGCUCAUCCGCUUUUCGGAUCCAGCCCAGAGGUUCUAUCCUUUUGUGAGUACUCUUCUGGUACCUUCUGUCUCCUCCAUGCCUUGUGGCUUCAGUCUGAGUGGGUGGCUUAUGGAUUUCUGCCCUGCUACAGGCGAUUGGAGUAGCUUGAUUCCAAGGAUCAGCUCCUUGGAGUCUAUCAGGUGUCGAAGUGCCUUCCUUCGACAGCUACAGGAAAAAGACUGUUCCCCUGUGACCUGGGCCGAACCCCCAGUUUCUCGGUAGAGGAAUGCCCAUGGGUCCUCUGAUCCAAAGGACGUUGCUGAGCACCUCCAUUUCUUACCACAGGAAAGCAGCCAAAACCUACCCGGAUACACAUAUUGAGCCUGCACUAGUUUCUUGGCUUGGAGUCCGUCCCAGUUCGCCGUAACCAUAAGGUCUGGACUGCUGCGCCAAGAGGGCAGGUCGACACGUGUCGCCAUUUUAAUGUAUCCAAGCACUGGAAGAACUUCUGAUUAUUCACCUUUUCAUAUUAAUGAGCCUGCAAAAUUAGACACAAAUACUUCAAAUGAAGAAAAUACAGCUGAAAAUCAGUAUCAAAUUUUUUCGACUAGCUAUACUAAUGUACUAGAGAUCCCAGAAAUCACGAGAACCUCCAAAAGAAUAGUCACAAUGUUUCCAGGCAAAAUAACAAAGCAGCCAACUGAAGAAGAUCUUAUUAUCCAAAAAAUAAAUACAGAAACCUUAAUAUCAUCUGAAGAAGCCAAAGCUCAAGUUAUAAGAAACUCAAAUCCCAGGCUUACUUUUCACACAAAAAAAGAAAAAUCCUCAACAACAAAAUUCAAAAUUUUCCAUUUCCAACGAAAAGAAACAAUAAUGCAGAAAAAAGUUAUACACCCUGCCCCUGCGUUAUUAGAAAAAUUCAUCACUAGAAAAAUGGAAAGAAUUCGGAAAAAAUCAACGAUGACUAGAAAAAUGGUGCAUAGGCUGAUUAGCUCAAUUUAUUCGGCCUGCUUAGCAAAAGUAGCGUCUGGGUUAUACUUAGAUGGGCUUGUAGAACAAACUUAUGAUGAAUUUAUGCAGAAAUAUAGCUAUAGAAAAACAUCAGAGAAAAAGUUCUUUGAAUUUAUUUCUUCUUUAUUUAACUCAAUAGACAGUAAAAGGGCUGUAAACUUUAUGAGGUUUAUAGGCGCUGCUAAAAGAAUAGGGAUCACCAAUUUUUCAAAAUUGAGCUUUGUCUUUUAUAUACAGGCUUAUCAUUCUAUGAUCAGCUCAAAUAAAGGAAUUUUAGUUGCAUAUGAUGAUACGGCUGAGCGAGCUAUGAUACCAAAAUCGAGAGCAACUGAGUUUUUAAAUACCAAAAUGGAAGGAAUUAUAGAUAAGCAAACACAUUCUCGGCUUUCGGUCACAAUUGAGCAGCUUACAGUACCUGACCCCAAAAAAAUAAACACUUCAGGACUUGUGGAAAUUGAAGCGGUUUUAGAACUUUUUGUAGAAGUGCACGAAGAUUGAUGCUAGGUUAACGCUAUUGGGAAGCUCCGGUAUCUCUUCGUAUGAGCAGCAAAUUCUUCUACGUUCUUCGUCCUCAGACAUCUUGCCGACAUUGAUCCGGAGGGUGUUAGCAUGAUCUGAUGGAAAAUCCAAAAAGAUUUGUUGAGCUUGUCUGAGAUCGGCUUGCCUAGAGUGCAUGCGCUUCUGGAAAAUUCGAAAAUCAAAAAUAUUCUGGUCAGGUUGGCAAUCAAGAUAGAACUUCUUAGCCCAGAACACAGUGCCAGGUAUCCCGCUGUGAGUAGUCUGAUUUGCGAAUAGACGCUACUUGACAUUCCCUUUUCAACUGAAGGACUAUCUCCCAACGAGGUAAACUCUGAUGUGGAUUGGAUCAUACAUUCAGUUAAAUCCGACAUUUUGCUCCAGCAGACCAGGUGAAGCCUGGUCGGAUAAGCAUUUCUGAGUGUUGUUAUCCCUUCUCCAAGAUCCCUAGUCACCCCAGCUGCAGUUGCUAGAGGGUAGGCUGGAUCGCCACACACCAUUUUAAUGUAUUUUAGUAGCCCACGAAGAAUAUCAAAAUAAAAUAAAUCAAGGGCUUUAUAUGCUAGUUGAAGCCGUAAGAUUUAAUGAAGACAAAACUCAUCUGCCCUUCGCUGAAUUUUUAAUUCUGGCAAGGAUAAUUUCUCCUUCCAAAUAUCAAUCCUCAAAAGACGAUAUAAAAAAAUGAAUUGAUAUAGCUCCUGAUCCUUUAUAGAUAAACCAUAGGAACCUUUUUUUGUUUUGUGCAUAAAAUGACAGUUACAUAAAAAAAUUUAACCUCCCACUUUUGCAACAGUUUUCGAUAUUUAUUUGAUACUGCCUUUUAGGUGAAAAUGCAGCAGAGUUUAAAAGCCCAAAAAUAGUUAUAAGUAAGAUCUAUCAAGGCUCGAGUUAUAAUUUUAAAGAUGAUGAAGAAAUUAACCAGCUUGAAGAAAUUUUUGGAAAAUGCGUAGAAAAAAAUUUAUUAAGCAUUGGCGAUGUAAAUUCAUUUUAUAGUCCAAAAGAGGAGCUAAACAGUGAAAACGUCCUACGUGAAAUGAAUUCUAGUAAAGAAAUCAUUAUGGACAUUAUUAGUAAAAUGAGAGAUACUAGUGAAAAGAAAUGGGUGUCACUUAGUGAAGACGAGUGGGUUAAGAAAAUCGAUAAUUGCUUAGAAAGCGUGACAGCAAGAAAUCCUGUAGAAGCAAUGCUAGCUUGGAAGAUAUACAAAUCAGAACUUUUAAGGGUUUACGAAAUUAUUGAAGCAAAAUAG
This is a messenger RNA of Blepharisma stoltei, 5479 nucleotides long. The record is from the annotation of a GenBank genome assembly. Lineage: Eukaryota; Ciliophora; Heterotrichea; Heterotrichida; Blepharismidae.